Melanotaenia boesemani (Boeseman's rainbowfish) is the source of this 3010-nucleotide messenger RNA. Its product is annotated as zinc finger protein 436-like. The transcript has 11 exons. The coding region runs from base 614 to 2701 and encodes 695 amino acids. The record is from RefSeq and is a predicted model, not a curated record. Gene Ontology annotation, molecular function: DNA-binding transcription factor activity, RNA polymerase II-specific; RNA polymerase II cis-regulatory region sequence-specific DNA binding. NCBI's taxonomy places the organism in Eukaryota, Metazoa, Chordata, Actinopteri, Atheriniformes, Melanotaeniidae. Gene Ontology annotation, biological process: regulation of transcription by RNA polymerase II.
CGUUUCCAACAAAAACAUUAACCCGUGUUAGACGCCUUUAAACGUAUGCGUCACCGCAGUGAAGUUGGCGUCCUAUGUGUAGUUUAGGAUUCGGCCGUUUAUGAGGGGAGGGAAAGGGACAUUUCCCGGUUUUAAGGGCAUAAGGACCCCUUAGACCUGGUCCAGACUAGUUACCACAUUAAUAAGAUUAAUCCAGUCUGGUCUAUAUUAUCCCACAGGUAAUAUAGUUUUAGAAAAACAGAGCUUUACGGCGUUAAGUGAACGCAUCACCCUUUUCUCCUCCAAUUACUAAAAGACAGGCUAUGAAUCAGAAAUGAACUUCAGCGCUUUGCAGCGCUAAUUAGCAUCGCACGUUCCUACAGGCUCCGCUAGCAUCGGCUAACGGUUCAUCUGCUCACACAGCGGUGGACAGCUGUUCAAUCUGCCAGUAAAAUGAGUCGUUUAACUCUGUGAAUUACCGGAUCUCUUCUGGUAACUGAUUGACGUGAUCAUCAUUGAAUCAUUAAAGCCUGUUGGAGUCUGAGCAGAUCGAUAAUCAGUCCUGAUCAGAUAGAGCUGCUGUGUUACUUGAGGUCUGAAGGAGGCGGUUCAUCUUCAGGAGGAGGAAGAAGUGAUGAAUGGGGUGAAGGUGGAGGACGACCAUGGAGAGGACUGUCAGCUUCCUCCUCAAGGAGUCCUCGUGCCAGACCAGCCGUCAGAUCCGGCCUCCUGUCAGUCCAAACGCCGUCACCGCUGCUCCGUGUGCGGCCGGGAGUUUUCUCGCCCGUCCCGGCUGGCGGACCACGUGGCCUCCCACUCCGGCUUCAAACCGCACAGCUGCUCUGUGUGCGGCAAGCGCUUCACCAAGAAGAUCAACGUCUUCAUCCACCAGCGCGUCCACACCGGUGAGAAGCCGUACUUCUGUCCCGACUGCGGCGCGAGCUACGCCCAGCGGGGCUGCCUGCGGAGGCACCGCCUCCAGCACGCUGCCGAGAAACCCCACCGCUGCUCCGAGUGCGGCCACGGCUUCGUCCAGCGCCGCCACCUGGUCCAGCACGAGCGGAUGCACACCGGAGAGAAGCCCUUCUCCUGCACGCUGUGCCCCAAACGCUUCGCCUCCAGGAACGGGCUGGUGGACCACCAGAAGACCCACGCCCAGCAGAAGCUGUACUCCUGCUCCGUCUGCCAGAAGGCCUUCUCCUCCGCUUCGUCCUUCCGGGAUCACGCGAGGCUCCACACGGGCCAGAAGCUGCACCUCUGCUCGCUGUGCGGUAGGAGCUUCAACCGCCCGGGUCUGCUGAGGAAACACCUGCAGAAACACACCCUCCAGAGUCACCAGGCUGCAGGCGAGGCUGCUGCUGCGGAGGAUGAAGCUCCUCUCCACUGCUUCCUGUGCCAGAGAGACUUCGCCUCGGUCGAGCAGCUGAAGGAGCACAAGCAGCUGGUCCACACGCCGGCGUUCGCCUGCGACGUGUGCGGCCGCCGCUUCUCCAGAGCUUCCCGGCUCACCGACCACAUGAGGACUCACACCGGAGAGAGACCGUUCCAGUGCAACGUCUGCAGCAAGACGUUCUUUGCACAGAGAGUGUUGAGGAAACACCAAGAGAUCCACAACAAGACGGCGUGCAGCGUUGCCAUGACAGCAGGAGAACCGAAACCCGACGAGCUGCUCUGCAGAGGUGACGAGGAUGACGAGGAUGAAGAGGAGGCGGUGCGUUCAGUGACUGGAAACGUUGAAGCAGCGUCUGAGAGAAGCUCCGCCCCCGACAGACCUCAUCACUGCAGCAUCUGUUCCAAGAGCUUUCUGAAACCCUGUCUGCUCCGCAAACACAUGAGGAUCCACAUCAGGGACGGCGUGAUCCCCGACCCAGCCGACAAGGAGUUUUGGCUCCAUGUGAGGACGAAUGGGGAGGGAAAGGAGGAAGGGAUGAAGGAGGAGGAGGUGCAGGAUGAUCCUCCAGCAGACCUCUCUACCAGCCCCGAGCUCCUCCACUCUAGAUCCAAGCCUCUGCCUGGUAACCAUGGCAACCAGGGCGCCGUGCUGACACAGGGCAUCAACAGUGAAAAGUGUGAAGACGGAGACGUCAGCGGUUUGAUAAACUCAGACGGAGAAGAAGAGCAGUGGAAGCCAGCCGCCAGAGACCUAGAAGUCCACUCAGAUCUGCCGUCAGAUGGUAAAAGUAAGCACUGCUGUCCGGUCUGCAGUCGGGACUGCUUCAAGGCCUCGGCACUGCAGAAACACCUGCGGAUCCACUCCGGUGAGCGGCCCUUCCAGUGUCCCACCUGCAACAAGAGCUUCAUCCAGCACGUCCAUCUGACGGAGCACCAGAGGAUCCACACCGGAGAGAAACCCUACAGCUGCACCGACUGCGGCAAGAGCUUCACCUUCUCCAGUGCCCUGCGCCGCCACCAGCGCCUGCACACGGACGCCCGGCCGUACCAGUGCCCUGUCUGCCAGAAGACCUUCAAACAGCAAUGCGUGUUGAAGAACCACCAGCUGACCCACUCCGGCGUUCGAUACCAGUGUCCGCUGUGCAGCAAGAGCUUCAGCCGCGCCCUGGAGCUCACCUACCACGUGGACGUCCAUUCGGAUGCUCAGCCGUACUUCUGCAACAUCUGCAAGAAGAACCUGAGUGGAGCCAGAAUCUUCCAGAAACACAUGAGGAGGCAUGAGUCCCAGAGUCCGCUGCAGCCUGGACCCAAAGAGGCCAGAACCACCUGAGAGGUGGAGUUUCAGGAUGACGAAGAACCACUGAGACAGGACAGGAGCGUCCUGCUGAUGGACGUCCUGGGGGGACCCAUCCUCGGUCUCCUAGAGUUUAUUUCAGGGUUUAUUUUAAAGUCUUAUUUAUUUAUUAUUGACAUCAACAGGAAGUCCUACAUUAAACAGCUGGAAAAGCUUCAGCGACCUGUUUCUGUUAUUUCAUUUAUGAUGUCAUCACAACAAAUUGGACAUGGGAGAAAAAAAUGUAAAUAACAUGAACCGGUUCUUUAGAUGCCUGCAACAGAAUAAAGAAAGUAUAAGUCAGAA